Fusarium tjaetaba is the source of this 2499-nucleotide messenger RNA. RefSeq lists its product as uncharacterized. NCBI's taxonomy places the organism in Eukaryota, Fungi, Ascomycota, Sordariomycetes, Hypocreales, Nectriaceae. The transcript has 3 exons. The coding region runs from base 1 to 2499 and encodes 832 amino acids. The record is from RefSeq and is a predicted model, not a curated record.
AUGGCGGCUUUUGGAAGAUUGCAAGCUGCCCUUGCAGCGGCCACCAACGAGGUUACCGUUGCAGCAGCUAAUAUCAACUUCGACUUCACACUCGUCAAAUACGAGGCUCCAAAGGAGUUUCGCCCUAUCGAAGGGUAUCUCACUACAACCAGGAAGCAGGAUGCAGAAACCGGAAAAUCACACGUCGUAGCGCGCCGGCUAGGUGCACUCUUCAGUGGGAUCUGUCCGGAUUCCCCGAACUUGAUCCGCGCGUACGGUGCCAGAGUUUCUGAAAUCUCAAAGACAGCGACCCAAAAGGAAUCUCAGGAAUACUCCAAGUCCAUUUUUGCUUCCUAUGUCGGAGUUGAUGCAACCUCUAUCUGGGCUGCCGCUACUUCCUCGACAACAGCUAUUCACGUCCAUCUACUGGCUUGCAUGUUAGCAGAGCUAUGGGAUGCAUCCGAGGCCACUUCAAUCUGGGUAGAGCUGGUUGAAGAGCGACGAAAAGACAUUGCUCACCGCCUUGAGCAGGGAGAGGCAUUGAACUUCGGUCUCGCAUCCGCUGCGGCGCAGCAAGAAAUCACAAGAGAUCAGCUCGCGUCUUGGGAUGCGAGUGCUCGGGCUUGGAUCCAGACUGGAAAGUCUGUUAUGACUAAGAAUGACGCCCAACUGCGACUCAUUCUGAAGAACGUCUACUUUGCCAUAAAUCCCAGUGAAGCGCCAUUCGUUAGUGUCAUUGACGCCUGGAAGCUGGCAGUUGAAACUACGGAAAAGCUGAUCCUGGGGAUACCUCAAGAGGCGCAAAAUGGCGCCGCCAUUCUUGGUCUCUCAGCGUGGCACAUCUACCCUGAUAUUCAUGUAUAUGGGAACAAGAAUAUCAAGGUCGCCAUGAACGAUGAGCUAGUCGCGGCUGGUGGUGUUCUCUCGCUUGCGUCAUGCCCUUCACAGCGAACCGAGUCACGAGGAGUCUAUUGGUCUCUUUGCUUGAGCCAUCUGACAUUCUAUGGCCCUCCUGUUAAGCGAAAUCAAGCGUUAGAAAACGAUCCUCGCCGGAUCCCAUUCGAUCAUCUGCUUCAUGCGACCGUGGGUGCUAUAUUGAGUCGAUGGAGAGUUCAUUCCGGCGAUCUGGUUGAUGGGAUCAAAAUCUUGAUUGCCAUUCUCGACACCAUAAGCGUCGCAAACCGCAGUCUGUAUUCGAUCAUGGCCCUGUUUAGCAAUGCCGCCAAACAAUGUUUGAAUGAUGAGCAAGCCUGGAGUUACAUGUCAUACGGGAAACGUCGAUCUGGUUUUAUCAAGGAUCCGGAUUUGCAGUUAACAGGUGCUAUCAAAGCAUUCUUUGGACUGUCCGAUAUUAGGGUACUCCUGUCUUGUAUCACCAGUUUAGAAGACAGAGUCUCACUACUGCAAAAGCAAGCGAAAAGGGUCGAUUUGUCGGGGCAAGAAGUGAUCAUAUUCGAUACACCGUCUCUCGCAGCACACGAGGUCGAGUCGGGACGCAUCCACUACAACACAAGACCAAAGCGCCGCAAAACGACGGUAACUAAAAUGGAGUACAAGGUCAUUGGCGCACAACUUAUUCGAGGAAAAGGAAAGAAUGUUUCAGUAUUCGACUUCUGGAUUGGCGACCCCUCUUCCACGGCGAUCUACAAGAAGCAGGUUGAGAAUUCGCUUCAGAUCGAGCCUCCCACUACAACUCUUGAUGAUGGUUCCUCAGAAUUUCCAUUCGAGGACUUUUACUUCAAGACGCUCCCGCACGAUGACAGUCCUAUAGACUUUCAGAUCUUGGCCCAUCUGAUGUGCGGGUAUGAUAUACACCAAAGUGUAAUUCCCUCACGUAUCAUGGGUCUCUCCUUUGAAGAUUCAAUCAUAGUCCCUGCUUCGCUUGUACAUGACCCUGGAGAAAAGGCCCCGCGUUUUAUAAGAAUUCUUGGCAAUAUUGGCCGUCCGGGCCUGACACUGUUGGUUGCGCCGGCAAACCCUAUGCUCGCCCCUUUGGAUGAAGGCGUCUGGAGAAUCUCAAACCUGAAUCGGUUCAACGGAAAGGCAGAGGAUAUGCUCAGCACCACCUCAUUGCAUCUUUCCUUUACCGAUUGGAGCCAGCCGUUAAGUUCAAGGGGGGCUUCGGGUGGUCGAGAUGUACAAUGCGCGCUUAUGGAAGCUGUCAUCAGCAUCAAAGACUCGGGUCAAUGGGUGGGGGAUGUUGAUAUCUUGAAGGCCCUGGAAAGUGACAUGAUUCACGUGGCACGACUAGAUCCGUUCUGUUCUCAUGCACGCGGAACUCUGCCUCAGAAUCACAUGCAUUCGAUCGAGUGCUGGGAUGAAUUGAGAGAUUGCCCUGAAGAGCAGUUAGUCAUUCGAGCCAGUGGUAACUGGGUGGCCCGCCUCGCAGCAGUAUCGUAUCUCGCUCAAAAAAUGGGCACCAAGGACAUGAGAACCUCGAGGAUCUUCAUAUGCCCUGAUAAUAUUUGCUGGGCUUGCCGAGAGGCAAAGAGUAAUAUGGACGAUAUUUUCAUUUACUAG